AUUGUAAUCACAUUUUCGGGCGGGGUGAUGGAAAGUUUGUUUUCGUAGACCAGAGACCACUGUUGAAAGAAAUCUGCAUAGUAUGUUUUAUGGCUACUUUUAUGAUACGAUCAUUAAAACAUUUGAGCAAUAAUAUUAUUUUAACCAUCGCUAAAGAAAAAACUGAUAUGGAGCGACCAUCUAGGAAGACAAAGCUUGUAAAUUAUUCAGAUUUCCAGGAGUUGGCUGAUGAUGAUGAUUUUGCCUCAGUGAAAGCACCACCCAGCAAAAAAGCCAAGGAGAGUGUGAAAGAGCCAGCGCAGGAGAAGAGCAAGAAAUCUUCAAACAAGGCCUCCAGUCAAGAGACUAGCUCACAACCCAUAGGCCACAAGAACAGGAAACCAUUGGAUGAGAAGCUGUAUGACAGAGAUUUGGAAGCAGCUCUUACUUUGUCGUUGCUUAAAACCACCGAGAUAAAUGAGGAACAAUGUUCUUAUAAUCCAGAAAAAUAUGUCAAGAAUCAACCACAAAGAGAUGGUGAAAAUCUGGAUCCAUCAUUACGCCUUUCCAACUCCUGUGUGGACAUCAACCUUUUAGGCCUUGACCAGAUCACGAAUGAUCGGGGAUCCCCUUGCGCCCCCUCCAGACAGAGGAAGGCAGCCUCCAAGGCUACAGAGCAGCAAAGGAGCAUGCUGAAGGAUGGCGAUGAGGACUACAAUCCCAAAGGGACACCAGAUUCAGAGAGUGAUGCUGAUUUCAGUGAUCCAGCUGAAAGUGAUGAUGAUGAGUUCACAGUAAAGAAACCAAAGAAAAAGAACACAGAAGAGAAGACAGCCAAGAAGGAGCAACCAAAAGCUAAACAGCCUUCAAAACCACAUUUGACAGGGACUCCCAGUCUAAAAACUCCCACCUUAGGUAGAAGUCCAACUGCCAAGCCAGCCUCCGUGCCCAAGAGGUCUCCUGGCACUUCUCCUGUCUCCAGACCUGCAGUCUCUGGCAGUCCAGCGGGGGGCAGAAUACCCAAGUGGAAUCCUCCAGGUCACGUUGGAAGAAGUCCCGGCUCAUCACAGAGUGCCCCAGUCAAGUCUCCAGGGCAGGGUCUAAGACUUGGACUGUCUCGCAUGGUGCGGGUCAAACCCCUUCACCCCAGUGUUGCUAGUCACUGACCCCACCUAUCUAUUAGAGGAGCUGUGUAGUUGACAGUUGACUUUCAGGAUUUCUUUUGUAAUCCUCUAGAUCUGUCUAUUUUAUAAGAGGCAUUAAAAUUGUACUGUAAAUUA
Messenger RNA from Oncorhynchus keta (chum salmon), 1259 nucleotides. RefSeq names its product RAD51-associated protein 1-like. Lineage: Eukaryota; Metazoa; Chordata; Actinopteri; Salmoniformes; Salmonidae. The record is from RefSeq and is a predicted model, not a curated record. Gene Ontology annotation, molecular function: single-stranded DNA binding; double-stranded DNA binding. Gene Ontology annotation, biological process: double-strand break repair via homologous recombination; interstrand cross-link repair.